AUGUGCAAAUCAAAAUCUGCCUUCACCUGGAGUCAGCCUUCAUUUGAGGAGGUCACCACUUGCCUGUCUUCCCCCGACUCCGUCUGCCGAGUCUACCGGACCUUUGGGGAAUCCUACCUGUGCCUGCUGCAUCUUGGUUUUGAAGAGCUACCACUUGUGCAUCCCACCACUUAUGCAUCCCAUCACAUGGAGAUCUGUGGUUUUAUGGCCUGGUUGUCAUCUGGAGCCAUCUUUGGGGAGCUACAGCCUGUGCCUCUAGCAUUUGGAAAUGAGUCUACCUUCACCUGGAGCCAGUUUUGGGAGUUCAAGCUUUCAUUGCCUUUGGGAAAUUUAACCACCAGAGCUUUCAUUGCCUUUUGGGAAUUUCACCACCAGUGCCUGCAUCGCCUUUUGGGAAUUACCAUCAGUGCCUAUAUCACCUUUGGGGAAUUUAACCACCAGAGCCUGCCUCGCCUUUUGGGAAUUACCACCAGUGCCUGCAUUGCCUUUUGGGAAUUACCAUCAGUGCUUGCAUUAUCUUUUGGGAAUUUCACCACCAGUGCCUGCCUCGCCUUUUGGGAAUUACCACCAGUGCCUAUAUCACCUUUGGGGAAUUUAACCACCAGAGCCUGCCUCGCCUUUUGGGUAUUACCACCAGUGCCUGCAUUGCCUUUUGGGAAUUACCAUCAGUGCUUGCAUUAUCUUUUGGGAAUUUCACCACCAGUGCCUGCAUUGCCUUUUGGGAAUUACCAUCAGUGCCUGCAUUAUCUUUUGGGAAUUUCACCACCAGUGCCUGCAUUAUCUUUUGGGAAUUUCACCACCAGGGCCUGCCUCGCCUUUUGGGAAUUACCACCAGUGCCUAUAUCACCUUUGGGGAAUUUAACCACCAGAGCCUGCAUCGCCUUUUGGGAAUUACCACCAGUGCCUAUAUCACCUUUGGGGAAUUUAACCACCAGAGCCUGCAUCGCCUUUUGGGAAUUACCACCAGUGCCUGCAUUAUCUUUUGGGAAUUUCACCACCAGUGCCUGCAUUGCCUUUUGGGAAUUACCACCAGAGCCUGCAUCCCCUUUGGGGAAUUAUUUUGUGCUUCUAUCUGAAGUCAUCUUUUUGGGGGGAGUGGGGGGAAUAAUAGCUUUAGUCUCCUUGCCUUUAGGCUGUUACCACUUAUACCAGUCUCCUUUUGGAAAGUUAAAGCCUGAGUCUCCCACUUUUAAGAAGGCACAAGCUGUACUUGGGGGGAGGAGGAAUACAGCCUGUGCCAGCUUCUUUUGGGGGGUUACAGACUGAUCCUUCAUCUUUGGAAAGAUGCAUCCUGGGCCUCCUCUGCCCAAAGGAGUCUCUGCCUCUAUCUCUGUCUAAAGACAGAAAUUACAUCUUCCUCAAAUCAUCUUACCUCUUCGUGAAACGUCCUCAACUACCUUUGCUUUCACUAAGAAGAUUUCAAGUUUUAUCUCCAUCCUAAGGGACUAGCCAUUCUUCCCAAAAUGCAGUGCUGAAUGAGAACUGAACAUCGGAUCUCAGAUGGGACCUGAGGAAGGGCAGACAUGGACCAGAAUCCUCCAAAAGAAUAAGGUGUGGGAAGUUGAACUGUGUCCCACUGGAGGGGGUAUACCAUCAUGAACCCGGGGGGCCACUGAAGGACAGAAACAACCCAAAAAACAGAGCCGGGAGUACACUUUGCAAAGCCUUCGGAUCCCAGUGGCCCUCGUGGAUCAGUUUCCAAAAGAGCUACAGCUCCCACAACAGGACCAGAAGGCCUGGCUGGCUUACCAUCUCUUACUGCUACUGGCCGACCCAACUACCGAUACCCUCUGGCCACAUCUAUUAAGUAUCAGUCUUGUAAAACUCAGCUUCUCUCUGGGUCAUUCUUUCUGGCAGCAUGAGGAGUCUGUGACAGUGAUAUUCCACAGGUUGGCCCCGUGGAAUAGAAGCUUCUGGAAGAGUAUUAGCCUUCCCUUUUUGUCUUUGUAGCUCUAAAAGUUGGCACUGAAUAUGUGUAAGAGAUGCCUGUUUAACUGAAUUACAUUAUUAAAUUCAUUGUUUUUGUUUUUAUCAGACACUUAAAAAGUAUGGCAAUAAAUUUCCUAAUGCAGCAAAACAA
This is a messenger RNA of Antechinus flavipes (yellow-footed antechinus), 2080 nucleotides long. RefSeq lists its product as uncharacterized. The record is from RefSeq and is a predicted model, not a curated record. Bases 1 to 1266 code for a protein of 421 amino acids. The transcript is spliced from 7 exons. NCBI's taxonomy places the organism in Eukaryota, Metazoa, Chordata, Mammalia, Dasyuromorphia, Dasyuridae.